Molecule: messenger RNA, 6731 nt
Organism: Girardinichthys multiradiatus
Lineage: Eukaryota; Metazoa; Chordata; Actinopteri; Cyprinodontiformes; Goodeidae
Gene: pcsk5b
Product: proprotein convertase subtilisin/kexin type 5b
Exons: 37
Coding region: 634-6288 (1884 amino acids)
Biological process (GO): peptide hormone processing
Cellular component (GO): trans-Golgi network; Golgi membrane
Molecular function (GO): serine-type endopeptidase activity
Source: RefSeq, a predicted model, not a curated record
AUGUUCCUGGAUGGAGCUCUAGAAGUUGGCCCCCGUUGACCCAACUCUCUUAGCUGCUUCCCCAAACAGAGUGUCUUUAAGACCCAGCGGAGCUGGGAGGGAAACCCCGCGGCUGUAGUUGUUUCUACUCCCCGGAUUGUCAGCCAGUUAUUUGCGGGGAGGCGCUGUAGCCAUUUCGCCACAUGAAACCAUGAUGCGCUGAGCGACCAACAUCCGAGUAGUUGGUGGAGAAGAGAAAUCAGCUUUGAGGAGCUCCGCGAGCGCGCACACACCCGCACCAACCCGCGCGUGAUUACGCACGGCGCACAGACACGCACACACUUCCUCCUCCGUGGAAGAAAAAGAGGGAGAGAGAGAAAGAGAGAGAGAGAGAAAGAGAGGGCACACGAACUUCCAGCUCUCCCAUGUGGAAAGCAGAGGUUUGGAGAUAAGGUGUAUUUUUUUUCCUCUUCGGAGCUUUUUCACCCUCUGCCCCUCUCUUUCUCCCUCAGUGUUUUUCUCCUUUUCCCCUUCAUUCCGGAUAUUUGUGUUUCUAUGAGAGUCUUGCUCGGCGAGAAGAGAAGUUUGGUUGUUUGCCUGGUCGGCUGAGGAGGAGGAGGAGGAGGAGAAGAGUGUGGUUCAAAGUGGGGGAAGAUGGUCCACAACGCCGCUUGGAGAAGGAGCUUCCUUUGCGUCCUGACGCUCUAUCUCGGCUUUGCGUCCCCGCCGUGCAAAGCUCGGAUUUACACGAACCACUGGGCAGUCAGGAUAGCCGGCGGACCCGGGGUGGCCGACCGGAUAGCGGAAAAAUAUGGCUAUAGGAACAUGGGACAGAUUGGGGAUCUCAAGGACCACUAUCACUUCUUCCACAGUCGAACCAUCAAGAGAUCAACUUUGUCCAGCCGUGGUCACCAUAGUUUCAUCUCCAUGGAGCCCAAGGUGGAGUGGAUAGAACAGCAGGUGGUGAAGAGGAGGAUCAAGAGGGAUUACAAACCUGUCCCUCCCCUUUCCCAGACAAGCCCCGCCCACAGCAACGUGGCCCAAAACAACAUUUUCUACAACGACGCCAAGUGGAGCAGUAUGUGGUACAUUCACUGCAACGACGACGUCCACAACUGCCAGUCAGAUAUGAACAUCAUGGGGGCGUGGAAGAGAGGCUACACGGGUAAAGACGUGGUGGUCACCAUACUAGACGACGGGAUUGAGAGGAACCACCCGGACCUUUUUCAGAACUACGAUCCUCAAGCAAGCUAUGAUGUCAACAGCAAUGAUCUGGAUCCCAUGCCGCGAUAUGAUGCAACCAAUGAGAACAAACAUGGUACACGGUGUGCAGGUGAAGUUGCUGCAGCUGCAAACAACUCCCAUUGCAUUGUGGGAAUUGCCUACAAUGCCAGAAUAGGAGGUGUCCGAAUGCUGGAUGGAGACGUAACAGACAUGGUGGAGGCCAAGUCUCUGAACCUCAAUCCGCAGCACAUUGACAUUUACAGCGCCAGCUGGGGACCCGAUGAUGAUGGGAAGACCGUGGAUGGACCGGCAUCUCUGGCCAGGCAGGCCUUUGAGAACGGCAUCCGCAUGGGAAGAAAGGGCCGUGGCUCUAUCUUUGUGUGGGCUUCAGGAAAUGGCGGUCGCAGCAGAGACCACUGCUCCUGCGAUGGUUACACCAACUCCAUCUACACCAUCUCCAUUUCCAGCACAGCUGAGAGUGGACGAAAGCCCUGGUACCUAGAGGAAUGCUCGUCCACCCUGACCACUACGUACAGCAGCGGGGAGAACUACGACCGAAAGAUCAUUACAACAGACCUGAGACACCGCUGCACAGACAGUCACACAGGGACAUCAGCCUCGGCUCCCAUAGCAGCUGCCAUCAUCGCUUUGGCCCUGGAAGCAAAUCCUUCUCUAACAUGGAGAGAUGUUCAGCACAUCAUCGUAAAGACCUCGAGAGCUGGGCAUCUGAGCGCUCCGGACUGGAAGACCAAUGCAGCUGGUUACAAUGUCAGCCACCUGUACGGCUUUGGCCUGAUGGACGCUGAGGCGAUGGUCAAGGAGGCGGAGCAAUGGAAACAGGUCCCUGCCCAACACGUCUGCGUGGAGACCGCCGACAGACAAAUCAGCAGAACCAUCCGCCCGGAGCACUUGGUGCGCUCCGUGUACAAGGCGACUGGAUGCUCGGACAACCCCAACCUCAAAGUGAUCUACUUGGAGCACGUGGUUGUACGCAUUGCGAUCACACACCCUCGUCGUGGGGACUUGUCAAUUAACCUGACCUCGCCGUCGGGGACCAAGUCUCAGCUGCUUGCCAACAGGUUGUUUGAUCACUCCAUGGAGGGCUUUAAGAACUGGGAAUUCAUGACCACUCACUGCUGGGGAGAGAAGGCAGCAGGCGACUGGAUCCUAGAGAUCUACGACUCGCCAUCUCAACUCCGCAGCCAGAAAGUACCUGGAAAGCUGAAGGAGUGGUCUCUGGUGCUGUAUGGCACCUCUGUCCACCCGUACUCAACUCAGCAAAAGGUUCGCUUCACAGACGCACUGCUGCCUGCUGAAGAGGAGUUCACUGAGGAGUACAACGGUCCCUGUGAUGCUGAAUGCAAUGAGAACGGCUGUGAGGGUCCUGGACCACACCACUGUAUUAACUGCCUUCACUACUUCCUUAAGUUCAAGAACAACACCAGAACGUGCGUCUCUGAGUGCCCCAGUGGCUUUUUCCGUGACGACAAGAAGCGCUGCAAGAAAUGCUCCUCCUUGUGCGAGACCUGCGUCGGCAGUCGGACUGACCAGUGCAUCACAUGCAGAACGGGUUACCACCUCAUCGAGGGCUCCAACACCUGCGCUGCCAACUGUGCCGAUGGCUUCUACCUCGACAGUGAUUCCAACAUUUGCAGAAGAUGUCAGGAGAACUGUAAGAGGUGUACAGCCUCCAAUAUCUGCACUGAGUGUAAACCUGGGAUGAGCCUCCAAGGAUAUAAAUGCCAGAUGACCUGUAACCCAGGAACCUAUUUCAACGGCCACAGGAAGACGUGCGAGCUUUGCCACCGAGCCUGUGCCACCUGCGCAGGUACAGGUAUAGAGGCGUGUACCAAGUGUGCAGAUGGCUACUUACUUGAGGACUGGCGGUGCGUGUUAACAUGCAGCCCUGGCUACUACCUGUCAGAGCAGACCUCAGACAACGGGCAGGUGCAGAGAUCCUGUAAGAAAUGUGACAAUAGCUGCUUCGAGUGCCUGGGACCCGGGGAACUAAACUGCAGCAGCUGCAACAGUGGCUACAACCUGGAGGCAGGAACCUGCAUGGUUAGCACCGUCUGCAAAGAUGGGGAGUACAUGAGUAAACGGGGAAAGUGCCAUUUUUGUGAUACUACCUGUCUGCAGUGCACAGGUCCGGAGAGUGAGGCCUGCACCACCUGCCAAGAAACAAGGCUUUUUGAAGAUGGACGCUGUGUUACUCACUGCCAAGCGGGGCGCUUUGCCAUGGGGAAGCAGUGUCUUCUCUGUCAUCACACUUGCAAGGCGUGCACUGAUGAGGGUCCUGAUAACUGCACCAGCUGUGGCACAGACAGGUUUGGUUUACCCAGGUACCUGUUUCAGGAUCAGUGUCGGGAAGCCUGUCCUGAGGGGUUCUUCCACUCUGCAAUGAUGCGUUGUGAGCCAUGUGCUGCAAAAUGCAUCAACUGUGUGGCUGCAGAUUGCUGCGUCCAGUGCAGCCCGGGAUACAAGAUCCAAAAUGGCCACUGUGUCCAAUUGAAGUGCAGCACAGAUGAGGUUUCAGAUGCAAAGGAGGACUGUCUCCCCUGUGAUGAGGGCUGCAAUAAAUGCAAGCGCAAUGAUUCAGAAGAUAAGAAACAGAAGACUGCUUGCCUGGAAUGUAAAGAUGGAUACUAUCAGUUUGGUGUUGACUGCCAUCGGUCCUGCCCAGAUCGGACCUACGAUGUGAAGGAGACCAUGACAUGUUCUCCAUGUGAAGACAUACACUGUGCAAUCUGUGACCAGUCCCAGUGCUACUGGUGUGAUGAUGGAUACUAUGCCUCGGGUGGAGAGUGUGUGGCCCAUUGCCAGGAAGGAUACUUUGUGGAUAAGGAGAGUAAGGAAUGUGAGCCUUGUCACAGAGACUGUCGCUCCUGUGGAGGGCCCAGAUUUGAUGACUGUGACUCCUGUGAAGACGGCUUCAUACUAAAAGAUGGGGAGUGUCUCAAUGAGAAACUGGAGCUUGCUGCAUGUCCUGAGACACAGUUCAGAAACAGUCAGGAUAAAUGUGAACCGUGCCACUCCUCCUGUAAGACCUGCUUUGCUGCAAGAAAGGAAAACUGCAGCACUUGCAACCAUGGCCAUUUUUUGACUCCGUAUCAGACUUGUGUGUCUCAUUGCCCAUCUGGUACAUUUGGCAACAAGACAUCUGGACUGUGUGAUCCCUGCCUUAGUGGGUGUGUAACGUGCCAGGAAGACCAAGCCUGUCAUCGGUGUCGUACAGGACUUCAUCUGCAAAAUGGAGCCUGUGUGGUGGAAUGUCAGAGAGGGUUUCCACAAGGUGAUGAAUGCCACCCAUGUUCCCUAAACUGUGAAUCCUGCAAAGAACGUCCUUCCAACUGUUUGAGCUGUGAGAGACCCUUUCUGCUGCUGGACAACUCCUGCAUGUCUUUCUGUCCAAAGGGUUACUAUGACAACAACACAGAGUGCCACCACUGCCCAAAUCACUGUAGCGAGUGCAAUCAGGAUGGUCUCUGCAAGAAAUGUGCAGAUUAUUACUUCCUCCACGAGGCUGCGUGUGUGGACGACUGUCCCAAAGGUUACUUUGCCAGUGAGCAGCAGCAGGAGUGCAUGCAGUGUCAUGCGGACUGUGCCUCCUGUGAUGGACCGAGCGAGGACGACUGUGAUGUGUGCCGCAACCCUAAAGCUGUCCGAUACAACGGAGAGUGUCUGGCCAGGUGUCCAAACAGCACCUACUAUGAUAAGAAUACAAAUGAAUGCAGAGAUUGUGACAAGUCAUGUCUGACCUGCUCAGGCCACGAACCCAACAACUGCCUCAGCUGUGACACCAACAGACGCGUGGAUGACAGUGGACACUGUGUGUGGUACAGUGACUGCUACAUGGACUCAUACAUGGAUCCGAAUGGUAACUGCCAACAAUGCCACACAUGGUGCCACCGAUGCAACGGUCCAGGCGAAGACCACUGCCUCAGCUGCAACGAGCCACGCUUCCUACUGAACACCAGCUGUGUGAAGAAGUGUCCAGUGGGUUACUACGUUGAGGACAAAGAUGAGCGUGUGUGUCAGCGCUGCCACUUCAGCUGUGAGUCCUGCGAUGGCCAUCACAGUCAACAGUGCAGCACCUGCAAACCAGGACUUUUCAAACAGGCUGGCAGCUGUGUCCAAACCUGCUCAGAGAGCCACUUUGGCAACAAGACCACCAUGCUUUGUGAGCGAUGUGACCCCUCCUGCAGCCAGUGUGUAGGCAGUGGCAGCAAAAACUGCCUGAGCUGCAGGGAGGACUACGUGUACAUGACGCAGUGGGGACAAUGCCUGAAAAGCUGCCCUCCAGGAUACUACAAAGAUAUCUGGUCCUCAGACUGUCACAAGUGUCACCCUACCUGCAAGACCUGCAGUGAUGAGGGCGCUUUGAACUGUCAAUCCUGUUAUGAUGGCUUCACCUUUGAGGGCGGCUUCUGUGACAACCCCUGUUUUAUAGGCCACUACCCGGCCUCUAAGGAUUCAAAGCGUGGUGAUCCAAUCUGCAGAACUUGUGACCCAUCAUGUGAGGGCUGCUGGGGCCCCAACAGGUGGGAGUGCAACCUGUGCCCCGCGAGCCAGAUCCUGUCCGAUGAUGGCCGCUGCUUGAGGUGCUGUGAAAAUAAGACACCGCGUGAUGAUAUCCCAAUACCCAGAGAGUGCUGUGACUGCGAGGCAUCACAGAUGCAGUGUGUCCUUGAUGUCAACUUUGUCAUGAGGUCAGCGGAGGAUUUAGGGAGCAGUGCCAGGCUCACUGUCAUGACCUGUGUCAUAAUCAUCAUUUUUCUGGGUGGCGGAAUCUUCCUUUUCCUCACUGCUUGCUCCAAGUGGUUCACCACCAAGCCCAAAACCAAAGCUGGGGGGUAUCAAAAACUGGACACAAACGGUGAUUGUCCACCACAGCCCACCACCUCCUGGUUUGGGGACUACAACGACAGAAUCGCCGAGUGUGAGAACAACGAUGAGGAGUACGACGACGAGGACAUUGUGUACAUGACUAAAGAUGGAACGGUGUACCGGAAAUUUAAGUAUGGCCUUCUGGACGAUGAUGAUGUUGAGCUAGAAUACGACGAUGAGAGCUACUCAUUUAGAUGAAGCAAAAACAUAAAAACCUAGCUGUGCAAAAACGUUUACACUUAUUUUGGUACCACUUUACAAUUAGACACCCUUAAUUAAGGACAAAAUAACAAGUAAUAAAACAUUUAUAAAUGAAGCUAUAAACACUUUUUAAACCAUUAGUAAUGAAUUAUUGUGUAUUAUGUAAGUAUGUCUGUCUGUCUGUCUGGAUAUAGAUUAAAAUUAAUUAUAGAAUAAUUUAUGGGGCAGUCUAAUUUUAAUGUGGUAAAUUGUGUUCAGUUUUAAGGUGUUUGAUAAAUCUCUGUUGCUUAAAACAAUACAUCAUUGUCAUAAAUGAUUUAUGUCUGAUCUUAUUGAAAACAGUUUGCACAUUUUAUGGAUGAAGCAGGGUAAUAUCUUUUUAUUUAAGAAUUAUACCUAAAACUGUAAUUGUUCUCAUUAAAAUUGAUGAAUCUAUUCAA